Brachypodium distachyon (stiff brome) is the source of this 3696-nucleotide messenger RNA. Its product is annotated as transcription factor MYB3R-1. The coding region runs from base 347 to 3301 and encodes 984 amino acids. The record is from RefSeq and is a predicted model, not a curated record. Lineage: Eukaryota; Viridiplantae; Streptophyta; Magnoliopsida; Poales; Poaceae. The transcript has 12 exons. Gene Ontology annotation, biological process: regulation of DNA-templated transcription. Gene Ontology annotation, molecular function: DNA-binding transcription factor activity, RNA polymerase II-specific; RNA polymerase II cis-regulatory region sequence-specific DNA binding. Gene Ontology annotation, cellular component: nucleus.
UUCAAAAACUGAACUGCCCUCAACGAGCGCCUCGCCAGUGGCUAGCCGUGGCCUGCCCCGCUCCGCCCCAUCCUCCGUUCCUCUCCAGGCAACUCUUCUCCGGCGACCUCUUCCUCCGUCGACUGGCGGCCAGCGCAUCCCCCCGCCCCUCUUGCUGCCGAUCGAGGGCUUCCUUAUCCUCGUCGCUCUUCCUCUCGGGCAUCGGCGGAUCUGCGCGGCGGCGGCGGCGGCGGCGUCCAUCUUCGUCAGCGGCUCACCCGGCCGGCGGUCUUCCCUAGACUGGAGGACUUGUAUACCCCUUCAAGGCUUCUGCUAGAGAGAAUUAAACAUUCAGUUUUCACUCGUGAUGACAAGCGAUAAAGGAAAGACCUCAAAGAAAGCUGGAGAGGCUUCAGGACUUCCAUCUAGUUCUCACGAAGAGAAAGUCAGCAACGAGCCACAGCGGCAACGCUCGCUCAAUGGGAGGACCACAGGCCCAACACGGCGGUCGACCAAAGGAAAUUGGACCCCUGAAGAGGAUGAUAUAUUGUCCAGAGCUGUUCAGACUUACAAUGGGAAAAAUUGGAAAAAGAUAGCGGAAUGUUUUCCUGAUAGAACCGACGUACAAUGCCUGCACAGGUGGCAAAAGGUUCUAAAUCCUGAGUUGAUCAAAGGGCCAUGGUCCAAAGAAGAAGACGAAGUCAUUGUUGACAUGGUAAGGAAAUAUGGUCCAAAGAAAUGGUCAACUAUUGCUCAAGCUUUGCCAGGACGCAUAGGAAAGCAAUGCCGGGAACGGUGGCACAAUCAUCUUAAUCCUGGCAUAAACAAGGAGGCAUGGACACAAGAAGAAGAAAUUAUUCUCAUACAUGCUCAUCGAAUGUAUGGAAAUAAAUGGGCUGAAUUGACAAAGUUCUUACCAGGAAGGACGGACAAUUCAAUUAAAAACCACUGGAACAGUUCUGUAAAGAAGAAAAUUGAUUCAUAUACGUCAUCAGGUUUACUUGCUCAAGUCUCAUGUCUCCCACUUAUUGAAUACCCUGUGCACUGUAACUCCUCGCCUGCUAUGACGCGACAAAACAGUGGAGAGAGUGGCAGCAAUGCUGUUCGGGAGUUAGAUGAUUCAUCAGCGUGUAUUCAAUCGUCAUUGGACAUAGUUUCUAGCUCGCAGAAUGCUAAUGUGGCCUUGGUCUGUGAUGUACAAGUAAAUGAGGAUCCCAGCAAGAUAGAAGCACAAGAUUCUCAAUCUUCUAUGUGUCAGGAAGCAUGCUAUCCUUCCAUGGAGGGUGUUGCAUCUGCUUCGUCUGAUGUUCAUUACCAUGUUUCUUCUUCUAACUUUGAUCCAGAUACAAACUUGCAACAGGAGUUUGGUCAAAGUAUGAAUUUGCAGAUGGAUAUAGAUGAAACACCAAGUACUUCUUUGUUUGCAGACAACCAGACUAUUUGUACUACAGUGAGUAAUGAGAGAUCUUUGGUACCAUAUGAUAUAGCUCCAGAUAUGCCUAUCUCGAUGUUACCGAGUGUCUCUGGACCUGAGCAAAAUCUACAUUUCAUGUCCGAGGCUGACUUUGGCAGUCCUAAUUGUUUGAAAUCAGAACUUUGGCAAGAUGUUUCCUUACAGAGUCUUCUUUCUGGACCUGAUUUAGUUGAUUCUGAUUCCUUUUCAACAGUAAAUCACCUGUCAGCUGCAUAUUCCUCUAAAGGGGACACCAAUGUUUUGGCACCACCUAACCCCUUACAUACAUCCAGUAUGAUGGAGACUGCAUAUGUCCAGGGUCCACUGAUGUCCGUACCACAAUCUCUUGUUUGUUUUAAUGGUUUGCCUGAUGCACCUGAUGAUAGAUCGGAGCCAAGAGAUAUGCCAGUUUCUCAGUCAGAGGCGGUCAUACACAGACAUGAUUCUUUUGGUGAUUUGGAGCAUCCUGCUAACCCUAGCAGUAGUGAUGGUAGACAUGGUGCUUCUGCUAUUAUAGAAGGAUUGCCGGAAUACGGGGACCAACAGUUGCCUGAUGCUGAAGAACCUGCCACCAGUAUAACCAAAGAACCUUCACUGCCACAGAGUGAGGCCGAACCAGAUGAAAAGCAAGUUAAGGGAGCCCUAUUUUACGAACCACCUCGCUUCCCAAGCAUGGAUGUUCCAUUUGUCAGCUGCGAUCUUGUAACUUCUGGUGAUCUCCAAGAGUAUAGUCCCCUUGGUAUUCGACAGUUGAUGCGCUCAACCAUGGAUAUAACCACUCCAUUGAGACUGUGGGGCUCCCCUUCCCAGGAUGAAAGUCCUGGUGUUCUGCUGAAGAGUGCCGCCAAAAGCUUCAUACGCACACCAUCAAUAUUAAAGAAACGUCCGAGAGAUUUCUUAUCUCCUACUCCAGACAAAAGAAUUGAGAAGAAAAGUGGGACAGAAAAGGACUGUGGCCUGUUAGGCACAUCCUCCAUCACUGCUGAAACAUGUUGCAUGAAUGCCUCUAAAGACGAAGCAAUUGUUACCGAAUCAGUAUUUUGUACUGAAGCAUCUGCAUCUUUUAGACCUUUGGAGAAGAAACUUGAGUUCUCUGAUGAAAAAGAGGAAAAUUUGGGUGAAACAAGUGAGCAGAAGAAAGAUGGACGAAAUGCAGGGACCAACCAUCCUAUGGACGAGCAGGCGAGACUAGAACAAUGUUCCACUACAAAUAUGGUCAAUAAUAAUGAUGAUCCUCCAGAAAAUUUACAGCCUGCAGGUUUUCUUGAGCACAAGGGAAAUGACCUCCCUGAUCAUGGCUCAAAUGCUAUGGAUCGGAAGAUAAACACAAAUCCUGAAGUUUCAUCGGCCUGUAAAGAAAGAGCAUGUGCUAAAUCAAAGUCCACUGAACUCAUUGCUGAGAAAUCGUCACCAUGCAUUAAUACAGAUUAUGGAUAUGUGAACAUAUUGGCUGAUACCCCUGGUGUCAAAAGAGGGCUGGAAUCUCCUUCAGCUUGGAAGUCCCCUUGGUUCACAAAUAUGCAAUAUAAGGGGUCCUACUUCGUCAGCCCAGCCGACAUAACUUAUGAUGCAUUAGGAUUGAUGAAGAGGAUAAAUGUGCAGAGCGCUGCUGCUUUGGCAGAUGCCCGUGAGGUCCUGUCGAGUGGCAACCAACGUGAUAACAGCAAGGAAAACAAGGAAAACAUUGAUGUCGAGAAGGAAACAGGAACGUGCAAGUCACAAACUAAAAUCAUGACUGAGGCAAGAGUCCUCGACUUCAACGAGUGUGCCACACCUGUAAGAACGGCAAGCAACAGCGUCGGCAGCAGUCUGGCGAGAUCUCUGAGUUCACCCAUUCCUUCCUCCCACCCCGUGAAACAUUUCCGAUAGCUAGCCUUAAGAGGAAUACACAAUUGAGAUUCAUUACCAGCCAGCAUGUACAUGUCUUCUCGUAAAUCCUAGCACCCAAUUUUCCCCUUAAUUCAUUGCUCCAGUUAUUACCUCGUAAUCUGUGACCUGGCCGCCGUUCGGUACACCAUUUCAGCCCAGAAAGGAUCUCUGGACUGUUGAAAGUUGUAUCAUUUCAUUUAUACCUGUUAUCUGUUCAUAUCGCACAAUGCAGACUUUCACUGCCUUGGUGAGCCUGCUAAACCGGACAGAUUUGAGCUGGCUUAGUUGCCUAGUUGUAUAUUUUUUAUUUUUUAUAUCUAGACUUCCUUUUUCUGGAUUCUGAAUUCAUCUGGGUGUCAUGUUUGGGUACAAUACUUCAUAUUUACAUGUCAAUU